Histoplasma mississippiense is the source of this 870-nucleotide messenger RNA. RefSeq lists its product as hypothetical. Gene Ontology annotation, cellular component: membrane; oligosaccharyltransferase complex. NCBI's taxonomy places the organism in Eukaryota, Fungi, Ascomycota, Eurotiomycetes, Onygenales, Ajellomycetaceae. Bases 1 to 870 code for a protein of 289 amino acids. The record is from RefSeq and is a predicted model, not a curated record. Gene Ontology annotation, biological process: protein N-linked glycosylation. The transcript has 4 exons.
AUGCAGCUGCGGCCACUUCUCCGAGCUGGUCUCCUGUUAUCAGCACUCCCUUCUUCCUGGGCUGCUUCUAGCUGGGGGUUUGAUGAUGGGGUGGUCUCAAUUGCACAGACGGGUGCUGGAGGUGGCAGUGGAUUGAAGCAGAAGUUAUCGGAGAAUAAACUACUAUCGAAGCCGGUUCCUUUCGGAGAGUCAGAUAUUCUUAAGCUUAGUUUAACGACACGGGAGGGCGUUGCUGCCAAAAGAGCUCACCAGGUUUUUUUACUGCUAAAAGAGCUCGAUAGCGGACUCGACCUGUCCUAUCCACUAAGUGUGAGGGAAAGCGGAAAGGCAAAUUUGGAGUUGGCACAAAAAGACCUUCCUACUCAGUUCCUCCAAUCCUCGCAGCCCAUCAAAGCCAAUUUUGUGAUCGCCUCGUUCGGGUCAACGAAAGGAUAUGAAAGCGGCGUUUUCCAGUUGGACGUCAUCCGCGACAAAGCUGCCAAUGAACCGCUUCCCUCAGAUCCUCCCAGAUAUGGCAAGCGCGAGGAAAUCCACCAUAUCUUUAAGGCGGAUCCCAAAAGCCCUCUAUUCAUCAUAACGCUGAUGUUUAUCGUUGCAGUCUUGGCUGGUUUUCCUACACUUGCAGGUUUGUUCUUCUAUCUGGGCGUAAAUAUGAAUCACCUCCCGGUUGCACUAAAGUCAUCUCCUAUCUCUCAUAUCUUUUUUAUUGGUUCGAUUGUUGGGUUAGAGGGCAUAUUCUUCCUUUAUUACACAACAUGGAACUUGUUCCAAACGCUACCUGUUGCAUUGGCAAUGGGCGCCGUUGCCUUUGUGAGUGGAAGCCGCGCUUUAAGCGAAGUCCAGGACAGACGUCUCGCAGGAUUGCGCUAA